GUGGGGAGGAAAGGGGAGGAACUCAUUGAUGGUCGAGGUAACCUAGACUUUAGCUCACCUCUACUCGAUCUCCUGGUCCAGGAACCCAUAACCCUCCCUAACCCUUAGUCCACACACUUCUGCCAAAAUCCCAGAUCAGCCCCAGGCCCUCUUCGCUAAGAGCCAGGUAGGAAAGGAGGGACAGGUUGGGGCGCCAGGGCCCGGAGCCUGCUUCCACACACGGCCCCUCAGCCCUUCUCUCCUGGCGGCCAGGGCGCCCCACCCGCGGGUGCAGCCCGGCGAAGGAAGCGUGGCGCAGCAUCGGGAACAGGGUCUGCGCGGCGGGGUGGGGGCCCUCGGCACCCAGAGCUGGGAGAAAGGAGUUAAAGAGCGGGGAUUGGCUCUGCGGACUCUUCGGUCACCGAGUCUGGGAGGGGAAGCCUGCGGGAGGGAGGUUUCUGCUUGGCUGGGGACCUCCUCGUUCCCCCACCCCCGGACGGCCGGAGCCCGAGCCGGCCGGACGCCCCUUCUGGCACAGUCCUGGGGCCGGCGCGCGCCCACAAGCAGUCUCCUCCCCGACGCUCCCGCUCCCCAGCUCUCCGGAACAUUUCUCCCGCUCCUUGCUCCGCCGGUCUCCCCCCAACCCCCCGGAGCUGGGCCUGCCCCACCUGCUCCACGGUGCCCUGCGCCCCGCCUAGCGCGCUGGCAGCUCUGACCGUCGCAGCUUCCACGCGCAGCGGGCCUCGGGAGAUGCCAGGCGCGCGCGGCUGAGCCUGAGGAGCCCAUGCUGGGAGCGCUCGCCCCUCGCCGUGCCCUCUGAGGCCAUGCCGGGCCCCCCACGCCCCACGCGUGCCCGGCCGCGCCUGCGGGCGCUGCUGCUCCUGCCGCCGCUGCUGCUGCUGCGGGGCGGCCACGCGGGCAACCUGACGGUGGCAGUGGUGCUGCCGCUGGCCAACACCUCGUACCCGUGGUCCUGGACGCGCGUGGGACCGGCCGUGGAGCUGGCUCUCGCGCGGGUGAAGGCACGGCCCGACUUGCUGCCGGGCUGGACGGUCCGCACGGUGCUGGGCAGCAGCGAGAAUGCGGCGGGCGCCUGCUCGGACACCGCCGCGCCCCUGGCCGCCGUGGACCUCAAGUGGGAGCACAACCCCGCGGUGUUCCUGGGCCCGGGCUGCGUGUACGCCGCCGCCCCGGUGGGACGCUUCACUGCGCACUGGCGGGUGCCGCUGCUCACGGCCGGCGCCGCGGCGCUGGGCUUCGGGCUCAAGGACGAGUACGCGCUGACCACGCGCGCGGGGCCCAGCCACGCCAAGCUCGGCGACUUCGUGGCCGCGCUGCACCGACGGCUGGGCUGGGAGCGCCAGGCGCUAGUGCUCUACGCCGACCCGCCGGGCGGAGACCGACCCUGCUUCUUCGUCGUGGAGGGGCUGUACAUGCGGGUCCGUGACCACCUCAACAUCACGGUGGACCACCAGGAGUUCGCCGAGGGCGACCAGGACCACUAUACCAUGCUGCUGCGGACCGUGCGGCGCAAGGGCCGAGUUAUCUACAUCUGCAGCUCUCCAGAUGCCUUCAGGACCCUGAUGCUUCUAGCCCUGGAUGCUGGACUGACUGGGGAGGACUAUGUUUUCUUCCACCUGGACGUGUUUGGACAAAGCCUUCAGGGUGCUCAGGGCCCUGCUCCCAGAAAGCCCUGGGAGAGAGGAGAUGGGCAGGACAGCAGGGCCCACCAGGCCUUUCAGGCUGCCAAAAUCAUUACUUACAAAGAACCGGAUAAUCCUGAGUACUUGGAAUUCCUGAAGCAGCUAAAAGCCCUGGUUCAUGAGCAGUUCAACUUCACCAUGGAGGAUGGCCUGGAGAACACCAUUCCGGCAUUCUUCCAUGACGGGCUCCUGCUCUAUGUCCAGGCAGUGACAGAGACUCUAGCACAGGGGGGAUCUGUCACUGAUGGGGAGGACAUCACACAGCGGAUGUGGAACCGAAGCUUCCAAGGUGUGACAGGAUAUCUGAAAAUUGACGGCAAUGGAGAUCGGGAGACCGACUUCUCCCUCUGGGAUAUGGAUCCAGAGACGGGUGCCUUCAGGGUUGUACUGAACUAUAAUGGGACUUCCCAAGAGCUGGUGACUGUGUCAGAGCGUAAAUUGUUCUGGCCUCUGGGAUAUCCGCCUCCUGACAUCCCUAAAUGUGGCUUUGACAAUGAAGACCCAGCCUGCAACCAAGACCACUUCUCUACCCUGGAGGUUCUGGCUCUGGUGGGCAGCCUCUCCCUACUCAGCUUUCUGAUUGUGUCCUUCUUCAUAUAUAGGAAGAUGCAGCUGGAGAAGGAGCUGGCCUCAGAGCUGUGGCGGGUACGCUGGGAAGAUCUGCAGCCCAGCAGCCUGGAAAGGCAUCUUCGGAGCGCUGGCAGCCGGCUGACCCUGAGCGGGAGAGGCUCCAAUUAUGGCUCCCUGCUAACCACAGAGGGCCAGUUCCAAGUCUUUGCCAAGACAGCAUACUAUAAGGGCAACCUCGUGGCUGUGAAACGUGUGAACCGGAAACGCAUUGAGUUGACUCGAAAAGUCCUGUUUGAGCUGAAACAUAUGCGGGAUGUACAGAAUGAACACUUGACCAGGUUUGUGGGUGCCUGCACUGACCCCCCCAACAUCUGUAUCCUCACAGAGUACUGUCCCCGUGGAAGCCUGCAGGAUAUUCUUGAAAAUGAGAGCAUCACCCUGGACUGGAUGUUUCGCUACUCACUCACCAAUGACAUCGUCAAGGGAAUGCUGUUUCUACACAACGGGGCCAUUUGUUCCCAUGGGAACCUCAAGUCAUCCAACUGUGUGGUAGAUGGGCGCUUUGUGCUAAAGAUCACUGACUACGGGCUUGAGAGCUUCAGGGACCCAGAACCAGAGCAAGGACACACACUCUUUGCUAAAAAAUUGUGGACAGCACCUGAGCUCCUAAGAAUGUCUUCACCGCCAGCAAGAGGCUCCCAGGCUGGUGAUGUGUAUAGCUUCGGCAUCAUCCUUCAGGAGAUCGCCCUGAGGAGCGGAGUCUUCCACGUGGAAGGUUUGGACCUCAGCCCAAAAGAGAUCAUAGAGCGAGUGACUCGGGGUGAGCAGCCCCCCUUCCGGCCCUCCAUGGCCCUGCAGAGCCACCUGGAGGAGCUGGGGCAGCUGAUGCAGCGGUGCUGGGCAGAGGACCCACAGGAGCGACCACCAUUCCAGCAGAUUCGUCUGGCACUGCGCAAGUUUAACAGGGAGAACAGCAGCAACAUCCUGGACAAUCUGUUGUCACGCAUGGAGCAGUAUGCCAACAACCUGGAGGAGCUGGUAGAGGAGCGGACACAGGCAUACCUGGAGGAGAAGCAUAAGGCCGAGGCCCUGCUCUACCAGAUUCUGCCUCACUCCGUGGCUGAGCAGCUGAAGCGAGGAGAGACAGUCCAGGCUGAGGCCUUUGACAGUGUUACCAUCUACUUCAGUGACAUCGUGGGCUUCACAGCCCUGUCAGCAGAGAGCACACCCAUGCAGGUGGUGACCCUGCUCAAUGACCUCUACACUUGUUUUGAUGCUGUCAUAGACAACUUCGAUGUGUACAAGGUGGAGACCAUUGGUGAUGCCUACAUGGUGGUGUCAGGUCUCCCAGUACGGAAUGGGCAGCUCCAUGCCCGCGAGGUGGCCCGCAUGGCACUUGCACUGCUGGAUGCCGUCCGCUCCUUCCGAAUCCGUCAUCGGCCCCAAGAACAGCUGCGCUUGCGCAUUGGCAUCCACACAGGUCCUGUGUGUGCUGGUGUGGUAGGAUUGAAGAUGCCCCGUUACUGCCUCUUUGGAGACACAGUUAACACGGCCUCAAGAAUGGAAUCUAAUGGGGAAGCCCUGAAGAUCCACCUGUCGUCUGAGACCAAGGCUAUCCUGGAGGAGUUCGAUGGUUUUGAGCUGGAGCUCCGAGGGGAUGUGGAAAUGAAGGGCAAAGGCAAGGUUCGGACCUACUGGCUCCUUGGGGAGCGGGGAAGUAGCACUCGAGGCUGACCUACCUCUCCUGCUGUCCUUCCUCACUUCCCUUCCCUGUGCCAGAGAUGACAGAUGUGCCCAGUGUCUGCCUCUCCCUCAGCUGUCCCCCACUAUUGUGGAAGGAUCCAGGGACCUGGGCUGUCUCAAAAUCGAGUCACCAUAUGUGACUUCUGAGAAAGGACUGAUGCAGGGGACCCUUGAAGCUUACAGGACUGACUGAAGUACAUGGUCCUGCACAGGCGCACUGGUGUAGGCACAUGUACCAUGCCCACCCUUACUGGGCUGGCCGGAUUGGGAAAGUGAUUCCUUUGCCCUUAACUGUGCUCCACUGUGACUUUUACUGAAAGGGAAAAUUGUCACCUGAGGGGAAAUACGAAAAGAGACUCUAGAAGAAUGGAGAGGUGGACAGUUUAGAUCGGGGCCUAGCCCACCUGGGUUACAAAUAGACUCCUCAUGCCCCCCAGUCAUGGACAUAGUGCACGGGGAGAACAGGGCUGUGAAGAGGGGCUGCCUUGCUUCUCCUGUGAGCAGAGACCAUUAAAGUAUUUAAUCCAGUCU
Messenger RNA from Nannospalax galili (Upper Galilee mountains blind mole rat), 4526 nucleotides. It is a transcript of the gene Npr1, whose product is annotated as natriuretic peptide receptor 1. The coding region runs from base 804 to 3986 and encodes 1060 amino acids. Gene Ontology annotation, cellular component: membrane. Gene Ontology annotation, molecular function: ATP binding; guanylate cyclase activity; protein kinase activity. The record is from RefSeq and is a predicted model, not a curated record. Gene Ontology annotation, biological process: receptor guanylyl cyclase signaling pathway; cGMP biosynthetic process; protein phosphorylation. Lineage: Eukaryota; Metazoa; Chordata; Mammalia; Rodentia; Spalacidae. The transcript is spliced from 22 exons.